Molecule: messenger RNA, 1266 nt
Organism: Argentina anserina (silverweed cinquefoil)
Lineage: Eukaryota; Viridiplantae; Streptophyta; Magnoliopsida; Rosales; Rosaceae
Product: rho GDP-dissociation inhibitor 1
Exons: 5
Coding region: 416-1129 (237 amino acids)
Biological process (GO): Rho protein signal transduction
Cellular component (GO): cytoplasm; membrane; cytosol
Molecular function (GO): Rho GDP-dissociation inhibitor activity; protein binding
Source: RefSeq, a predicted model, not a curated record
UCUUGGUCUUCGUCGAAGCUACUACUUACCCCCACGAUUUCGCCACCAUUUUCUCAUCUCCCCCUUUCUAAUUUUCCUUUCUUGUCUCAAUUUCGGAUCACCACACGACCCAUUCUCUGUGCUUCCAAAUCUUCCUAAACCUUCUUUCUUUCUUUUUUUGUGUGUCAAACUUUCCUUUGUUUGACCCUAAAGUCUCCUCGUUUCUUGCUUACACUAAUUUCCCCCUGUGAUUUUGGGUCUCUCUGUUUUGGUUGUUCUGGAUUCUCACAACUCCCAAGUCGGUUUUUGGCGUCUUCCUUUUGCUUUCUUCCCAUUCUGUGUACUUAUUUGGUCAUUGGGUUUAGAUUCUCUGUGAACCUCUGAACUUUAGGCAGUUGAAGCUGUAUGCUUGGUGGGUUCAUCGAGUUUUGAAAACAUGGGUGAUGAUGGAAAAGACGAGAAAACAGAGGGCGAUGAAGUUUCUGAGACGAACAAGGGUGAGCCAAGUGCAGGACGGAUGGUUAGACCACCCAGUGACGGCUCCUUGUGUGUGACAGAGGAUGAGUAUGAUGAUGACGACGACGACGAUGAUGAAGUGGCGAAGAAAAUCGCUUUGGGCCCUCAGUGCACUCUCAAAGAACACAUCCAGAAAGAUGCGGAUGAUGAGAGCUUAAGGAGGUGGAAGGAACAGCUUCUUGGGGCUGUUGAUGUCAAUGCUGUUGGAGAAUCUCUAGAACCAGAGGUUAAGAUCCUGAGCCUUGCAAUUAAGUCGUCUGAUAGAUCUGAUAUAAUUCUUCCUAUUCCAGAGGAUGGAAAACCCAAGGGCUUGUGGUUCACUUUGAAAGAAGGUAGCAAAUACAGCCUUGAGUUCACGUUUCAAGUCAGCAAUAACAUUGUUUCAGGUCUCAAAUACACCAACACCGUCUGGAAAACUGCUAUGAAGGUUGAUAGCACAAAAGAGAUGCUGGGAACGUUUAGUCCACAACCAGAGCCUUAUACACAUGUUUUGCCCGAGGACACAACCCCAUCUGGCAUGUUUGCUAGAGGAAGUUAUUCAGCCAGAAGCAAGUUUCUUGAUGAUGACAACACAUGCUACUUGGAGAUCAAUUACAGCUUCGAUAUUAAGAAAGACUGGGCAGCAGCAGCGUAAACAGCUCCAUUGGUAGUGCAUUGUUCAGUAGAAGAAUCAUGUCAAAUUCUUCUUUAAUUUCAAUCCCAUCUGGGGCUGGGGAUUGACUUAAACAACGAUAAGAGGAUGAUAUGUAGUUUGAAAAUGAGGGAGAGGCA